This is a messenger RNA of Colossoma macropomum (tambaqui), 4423 nucleotides long. It is a transcript of the gene mybbp1a, whose product is annotated as MYB binding protein (P160) 1a. The record is from RefSeq and is a predicted model, not a curated record. Lineage: Eukaryota; Metazoa; Chordata; Actinopteri; Characiformes; Serrasalmidae. Gene Ontology annotation, biological process: regulation of DNA-templated transcription. Gene Ontology annotation, cellular component: nucleolus. Gene Ontology annotation, molecular function: transcription corepressor activity; RNA binding; sequence-specific DNA binding.
AGGCGAGCAUGGUGGACCCUAGAGAGCGGCCCUGUCCGGCCUGAGGGCGGCCCGGUCCGGCCGGCUGUGAGCGAUCCGGACGGGGUGCUGAAGCGGAGCCGCGAGCUGCUGGACCUGUUCUGGGAAAUCGCCAAACCUGAGAGAGACACGCGGCUGCAGGCGGCGGAGAAGCUGGUGGAGCAGCUGAAGAAGAGUGGAGAGGCAGAUGAGUUGAAUUAUGUUUUGAAGAGGCUGGUGAGUGGACUUUCUCACGCUCGAGAGCAGGCACGCACCGGCUACAGCGCCACGCUGGCCCAGGUGCUGACUGUGUUUGAGGAGGUCUCACUUCAGAGCACUUUGGAUCAGAUCAAAGAAAAACACAACCUGCAAACUGCGAAUAAGAAACAAAUCAGAAAUGUGGUGUUUGGGAAUUUUUUCGGAGUGCUUGCGCUGUCUCAGUCCAUGCGGUUGCACAAGGAGCCACAGGUGCUGCUGGAGUGCAUCAAGCUGCUGCAGACUCUGUCUCAGUACAGAGAACACCUGAGAGAGCUGCCCAGGAAGACCAUGGUGGACAUCCUCAGUGAGACAUCGGAGGAGGUGUUCGAGGAGGUGCUGUUGAACGCACUGCAGACAGACCUGACCUCUGCCCUAAGCAGCCCAGAGCAGUUAGAGCUCCUCCUGGUAGCCAUGCAGAAAUUUCCCUCGGUCAUCAAGCCGGCCAAACUGAAGAAACUGCUGGGAACCGCAAACAUCAUCAGCAAACACACCCUCCCACGGUUGGUGGAGGUGUUAAAGACGGCCGCCCGCUCAGUGAAGAAGGAGAGCGUGUUGCCGUCGGUAGCACUGGACCUGCUGCAGGUAUCUCUGAGGGAGGACAGCUUUGAGCUCUUCUGGAAGGAGGCAGUCAUCAGCGGCUUACUGUCAGAUCCCCCAGGCCCCUGCCAUUAUCUGGUGUUCAGGCUCCUCGGUGUGGCUCUGCCUCUCCUUUCUGCGUCUCAGCUGCAGUUUGUUCUUUCUGGAGAGGUGAUGAGACGUUACGGGGAGCAUGUGGUGUCUGCACAGCUUCCAGAGCGGUUUAAGUUCUCCCCGGAGAUGGACGCAUACGUGAACUCCUUCAUGCAGAGCUGCAGGGAGCCUGACAGGCAGCUGACCGUCAUUCUGGCCUUCACCCAGCUCACACAUCAGGGGUACCCAGCCGUGCCCUCUCACUGGAAGGUUGUGGAGCAUAUGGAGCCCAAAGCACUGAGGAAGUAUGUGGAGUGGCUGAAGGAGGCGUUCUGCCGACCGCAGCCGGACAAGUGCCUGGAGUUCAGCACCCGCAAACAGAGAGAGGGCCAGGAGACCACAGUUCAAAAUGAAACCUGUGUCUUCCGUUUCCGGAAGUGGAUUGUUCCACGACUCGCAUCCAUUGUGGAGAACCAUCAGAUUAAGAAAGAUGAGGAGCUUGUUAUGGGCAUCGCCAGGUUCAUCUUCUUCCAUGCUUUUUUCGACACUAAAAAGGCCACGGCGGAGAUUCCGGAGACUAAGCGCUCUCUCUCGGUCCCAUUGGACAACAACACACGCAACAUCACCAGCUCCGCCUUCUACAGUCUGCUGCAGCAUCUGAACGUUCUGCCUGUGCUGGACGACUCUGCUGAAGCCGGAGCUGUGAGUAAGCGCCGAGCUCUGGGUGUGAUGGCUGACGGCUCUAUGUGGGUGUACCGCCUGGUGGAGUUCGCAGACACACUGCUCAAACAGGACACACACGUACGGAGCACUCAGACGUUCACGGAGGAGCACACGCAGGCCUGGGACAGCAUGCUGCAGUCGGUGGAGACGCUGAUGAAGAAAAUGAAGAAGUCUCCUGCUCCAGAACACGCAGCGUUCCAGCACCUCUUCCUCAUCGUUGGUAUUCAGAUGUUUAAGGCUCCUGAAGACAGUGUGGAGCUGUUGAAGGAUCUGCGGAGCUGCAUGGAGAAAGCCCAGGCCAAGAAAUCCAAAAAGAAGAAGAAGGAAGCAGAUGGUGAGCAGGAGCCCCACUGGGUGGAGGUCGUGGUAGAGAUCCUGCUGUCUCUGCUCUCUCAGCCCAGCCGCCUCAUCCGCAACGUGUGCAGAACAGCCUUCAGCCGCAUCUGUCCACACCUCACCCAGCCAGCGCUUGGCGCCAUCCUCAACGUUCUGGAUCCCAGUAAAGACGAGGAUGAAAGUGGUGUGGUAGUGAUGGACGAGAAAGAAGGAGCGAAGAAGCAAGCGGAGGAGGAAGAUGAGGAGAAUGAAGAUAAAGAGGGUGAUGGGGAACAGGAAGGAGAGGACGAGGAGGAAUCGGACUCCUCAGAUGAUGAUGAUGAUGCCGACGAGGCGAUGGAGGAAGAGCAGGAGGAAGUAGAUCAGAAUUUCCGUCUGGAGCUGAUGAAGGUUCUGCAGGGACAGAAUGCCCUGGCCACUGAAGAGGAUGGCAGUGAGGAUGAGGAGGAGAUGGAUGAUGAAGCCAUGAUGAAGCUGGACAAAAGCCUAUCCACUCUGUUUGGAGAGCAGAAGAAGAAGCUGCAGGCCAAAAAGGAUGAGAAGGAGCGACUGCGCAGAGAGAAAACGCUCGUCCGGGAUUUUAAGAUUAAAGUGUUGGACCUGGUGGAGGUGUUCCUGACCAAGCAGGGCAGCAGUGCCCUGGUUCUGGGGAUGGUGGAGCCUCUGCUCAGCAUGAUCGAGAACGGAAUGAGCUCUGAGAGCGGUCAGCAGGAGGUGGACUUCCUGCGCAGAGCCGCAGACAUCUUCAGGAAUCAGCUGUGUCGCGGUAAACAGUACUGCAGAGAGGUUGAGGGGCGAGAGGCGGAGCUUCACGAGAUGCUGGAGCGUCUGAUUGGUCGAGCGCAGAAGCUGCGGGACUCCUCAGUGGCGCUGUACUACUUUAGUGCUGCACUCUAUGUAGUUAAAGUGCUGCGAGGUGUGAUGAAGGAAACAGACGCCACUCAGGCAGCUGAGGAGAAGAGCAUGGGGAAGGCGGAUGUGGAGAGAGUGACUAACUGUUUCAGAGACGCUCUGACUUCCUUUAUGACCCGCCGGAAAAGCCCCCUGACAGGAGACAUGUUCAUUGACCUCUUCAACAGAUUCCCUGUUGUGUGUGUGAACCUGCUGGACACUGCAGUGGAGAACAUCACAGCAGGAGUGAGAGAACAUCAGCAGAGCCAGGCGUGUGUUAUGGUGCUGAGAGCUCUACAGUCUAAAGAUGUGAAGCAGUUGAUGCCGUCAGCUCAGUGGACCAAACUGUGCCAGAAAACAGCACAGCAGCUCAUUCAGUGUCUGCAGCAUGUAGAGUGCAAGAACAAAGCUGUGCAUGAGAGAACAGUGAAGGCUCUGGAGCUCUGCCAGUACCUGGUGAAAACCGUUCACACACAGAAGGUGGAGGUGAAUCUGGAUCCUCUCCGGGAUGUUCUGAGGUCCAUGAAUGCUGAUGGGAGCCUGCAGAAGGCUGGACAGCUGGAGGACACGUACUGGAGCGUCAUGAGGCUCUUCGGCAUUCAGAAACCCAAAGUGGAGAAGGUGAAGAAAGUGGUGGAGGAGCAGACGGAGCAAGAGGCUCCAAAGAAAAAGAAGAAAGGGUUCCUCCCAGAGAGCAAGAAACGCAAAAACCGCAAGAAACCACAAGUCCUGGAAGGAAAAGAGGCCACAGAAACGCAGCAGCAGGAGGGGGGAGGAGGAGGAGGAGGCGUGGAAGGAGGGAAGAAGAAAAAGAAGAAGAAGAACAAGAAGAGGAAAGGACAAGGAGGAGAGCAGUCUGAGGCUCAGCCUCCAAACAAAAAGACCAAAAUGGAGCCUCCGCAGAGUAAGAAGCAGAAGAAACAGAAGCAGAAGCAGACUGGGGGAGAUCAGGCCAGCGCAGAGUGAUGAAACACUGACCUCAGCAGGAGAGCAGGUCACUCAGAGACUGACCACUGACCCUCCGAACACUGACAGUGGAGUUAAGUCAGUGUGAAGAGUGUGAAUCAGGCUUUAGAGUCUGAGGUGAUGAUGUGGCUCUGUGUUCAGAGCUCCUCUUUAACGUUAACCUCCUCGACAGGACAGACAGGCAGGGUGUCUUGUGUGCAGAUUAUACCUGUUUUAUAUGGAGCGUCUCGAGUUCACUGAUUAAACUGACCGGUCUGUGGUUAAAACGUAUCCAGAUUGCUGCAAGUCUUGGUAGGGAAAGUUCACCCUGUUUAAGUUCACACCUCUUUGUCGUAAAUACAGUGCCCCUUCAUGCUCACACCCUGUUUUAUUUCAGUUUCCAUGUAUGAGUUUAUAAAGAUACACAAAUACUGCUCUCACUUCACAAACAGAUGGAGACGUGUAGCGAUGAAACAGAAGGCUAUGCAGUAUAAAUUAGUUUUGCAGUAAUGCUGGACCACAGACUGGCGAGUUUAAUCAGCUGCAAAGUCUGUUUUUUGUAAUGUAAAAGAAAUCAUUAAAGUUUCUUUAUUCUGUUGACAAA